Xiphophorus maculatus (southern platyfish) is the source of this 796-nucleotide messenger RNA. RefSeq lists its product as uncharacterized. The coding region runs from base 74 to 718 and encodes 214 amino acids. Gene Ontology annotation, molecular function: protein-disulfide reductase activity. Lineage: Eukaryota; Metazoa; Chordata; Actinopteri; Cyprinodontiformes; Poeciliidae. The record is from RefSeq and is a predicted model, not a curated record. The transcript has 3 exons.
UCCGCUGUUAUGUGUUCGUUCUUGAUAAGUGAAACAUAAACACUGUAUUUUUAUUUUUUUCUUCCAUUCGCAGAUGUUUACUUCGCCAAAGUUAAGGAACUUUCCAAUAGCUUCAGCCUCAUUCGGCUGGAUUAUUGAAUCGAUCGCUUUACAGUGUCUUAUUCGAGUGGUUUUGUUAGUUAUGUUUUGUAAAGUUAGAGUGGGUUUGGCCACGGCGGCUUCACUCAGGUUCCCCAGUUGUAUAAAUCCGACAGUGAAACUGGUGACGCCUGGGUUCUGUAGGCACCAGCGGAGGAACCUGAACUCCGAAUCUGCAGGUGUCAGGGUGUUGUAUGAUGAGUUGUGUCCCAUCUGCAUGACAGAGAUCCGCUUCCUCCAGUUCCUGCAAAGAAACCAGCCUGGGAAAGUUCAUUUUAUUGACAUCUCUAGCCCAGGCUACGACGGCGCAAAAUACAAUGAUGUCACCUAUGAGAUGGCCAUGGAGGAAAUGACUGUAAUCGAUGAGAAAGACGAGGUGCAUCGCGGCGUUCCAGCGUUUGCAGUGAUGUAUGGCGCCGUUGGGCUCGGCUGGUUGGGCCACUUUAUGAUGUGGUCACCGGUGAGGCCGUUUUUGGAUAAGUCAUACGCCAUCUUUGCAAGGAAUCGACUUAAGUGGACUGGACGGGCAGAGGAUUGCACAACAGGACGCUGUGAAAAGAAAUCAGUUGACUCCUCCUAACUUCCUUCAUUAAUAAAAUGAGCUACUGUAUAUUUAUUGAUAUGAAUAUGUUGCAUAUUUUACUGCAGGAAAAUCUAA